Messenger RNA from Paramecium sonneborni, 703 nucleotides. The record is from the annotation of a GenBank genome assembly. Lineage: Eukaryota; Ciliophora; Oligohymenophorea; Peniculida; Parameciidae.
AUGUAAAGAAAAUCAAAUACAUUAAAUUAUUUAUGUAAGUUACUUUAUUCUACAACUCCAUUUUGUUAACAUAAGAAUUCUUGUAUUAUGAAUAUGUUAAGAGGGAUGAUAGAAGCAUUCACAAAAACAUUUUUAGCAAAACUUUGUUUAAAUGCAAUAAUGUUAGUAAUGAGUUCUAAGAAGAUUAUUAAAUCAGAAUAUAAAAUAAAAUUAGUGUUUAAUAUUUUGAUUAAUAGGUAUAAUAAAAACAAUACAUCUUAGAACUAAUUUUCAUUUAGGUUUAUUUAUGGGAAUCUAAACAUUUUUAAUAAAAUGUAUAUAAUGUCUUUUAAGAACAAUUCGAUAAAACGAAGAUGGUUGGAAUGCUGCUAUAUCAGGUUUUAUUGGAGGAGGAUUAAGUUUUAUUACUUAAAAUCCUCAUGUAUAAAAUAUUCUAAGAAUUUAUUUGUUUGCAAGAGCAACAGAAUGCUUAUAUUAAAUUGGUAUUAAAUUGGUAUUUAGAGGUAAAAACAUUUUUAAAUAAAAAAAGAAAGUAUUAUAAUCAUAGAAAAGUGCAAUUAUUGCUUAUGGUUUCUUUUUUGAGCCAGACAUUAUACCUAUGGAUACAUUCAAGAUGUAUGAAAACUUUUCAUAAUAAACACUUGUGGAUUAAGUAUGGCAUAUGUGCAAUGUACAAUAAUAUAGAAAUAGAUGCAACGUUUGA